Messenger RNA from Nanorana parkeri, 933 nucleotides. RefSeq names its product olfactory receptor 52M1-like. The record is from RefSeq and is a predicted model, not a curated record. NCBI's taxonomy places the organism in Eukaryota, Metazoa, Chordata, Amphibia, Anura, Dicroglossidae. Gene Ontology annotation, cellular component: membrane. Gene Ontology annotation, molecular function: G protein-coupled receptor activity; olfactory receptor activity. The transcript has a single exon. The coding region runs from base 1 to 933 and encodes 310 amino acids. Gene Ontology annotation, biological process: G protein-coupled receptor signaling pathway.
AUGGUGACAGCCAAUGAAAGCUGCUUCCACCCACAUACCUUCAUCCUGCUGGGUAUCCCUGGUCUGGAACACCUCCAUGUCUGGAUCUCGGUUCCCUUCUUCUCAAUGUUCCUCUUUGCCAUCAUCGGGAACUAUACCGUCUUGUUCAUCAUCUUUACGGAUGUCAGUCUCCACCAGCCCAUGUACAUCUACUUCACCAUUCUUGCUCUCGUUGACAUAAUAUUGGCCAAUUCCACUGUGCCCAAGCUUCUCUGCAUCUUCUGGUUCCAUCAGAAUGAGAUUGACUUCCAUACGUGUCUUGUACAGAUGUUCUUUGUGCAUACAUUCUCUACCAUUGAGUCAGGAAUCUUCCUAGCAAUGGCUUAUGAUCGAUAUGCAGCCAUAUGUAACCCUCUACGGUAUUCUGUCACAGUGACCCCAAGUGUUAUUAUCAUAAGUGGAGUAUUUGCAGUGCUGCGCGGGGUGGUCUACAUUCUUCCGCUGCCUCUGUUGUCUGAGAGAUUCCACCAGUACAGCAGUAAUGUAAUUGUCCACUCAUACUGCGAACACAUGGCUGUGGUAAGGCUUGCUUGCGCUGACGUCUCGUUCAACGACCACCUUGGAAUGGCCAUUGGCUUCCUUGUCUUGGUGAUGGAUUCAGUGUUGAUUGCUCUCUCCUAUGUGAUGAUCCUUCGAGCCCUUCUGAAGCUGAGUGUUGAGGCUCGCGUGAAAUCCUUUGGAACAUGCAUCUCCCAUGUCUGUGCUAUCCUGUCAUUCUACACCCCCAUCCUCAGCUCAUCCUUAGUGCACAGAUUCGGGAAAAACGUUCCUCACCAUACGCACAUCCUGCUGGCCAACUCCUACCUUCUUGUACCCCCCAUGAUGAACCCAUUGGUUUAUGGGAUAAGAACCAAGCAAAUUCGAGAGAGGGUGGCAAAAUUCUUCCUGAAAUAG